CAUUGAAAUUUUGUUAUCUGAAACUUGUUUGUAGUAACGUUAGGUACAUAAAGAUAGUUCUGAAAGAGCUAUUUUGUUAGUUCAUCUCCAUGUUAGGAGAUAAAAUUGGAUGGUGUUUCAUAAUGAUUAGAAUCUAUUGGUUAACUGCAAUUUUCAGCUAAAACAAAAAAUUGUUUGAUAGUGAUAAUGAUUAAAAAUGCUGUGUUUGACUUGGUUCUUUUUCACUAUGGAUCAAAUGUUGAAAUUUUAGCUGUCAAUUACUUUUGUGUUUUGCCUGUGCAAUGGUAUCUUCUUCAAUGUUGUGUAGGUGACUCAAAAUUUGCUAGUAUUUCUCAAAUAAACCUAUUAAUUAUUCUACCAAGUUGAUAAGUUCUAAUUCCAGUCAUUGAUAAAUAGGUAACUAACUGAGUAUCGCUUGGCAGAUGACGACAACAAUAUCAAUUGAAGAUGUUCGUAGGGAAGUGAAGAUAUUAAAAUCCUUGUCUGGGCAUAAGAAUCUAGUCAAGUUCUAUGAUGCCUUUGAGGAUGCCCAAAAUGUCUACAUCGUAAUGGAGUUGUGUGAAGGUGGAGAACUACUAGACAGAAUUUUGUCAAGAGGUGGAAGAUAUCCAGAGGAGGAUGCUAAAACUAUUGUCAUCCAGAUAUUAAGUGUAGUUGCUUUUUGUCAUCUUCAAGGUGUUGUACACCGUGAUCUAAAACCAGAGAAUUUUCUUUUUACUACUAGAGAUGAGGAUGCUCCCAUGAAGGUUAUUGAUUUUGGUCUAUCUGAUUAUAUUAGGCCAGGUAAUGUCUGA
This is a messenger RNA of Camellia sinensis, 794 nucleotides long. NCBI's taxonomy places the organism in Eukaryota, Viridiplantae, Streptophyta, Magnoliopsida, Ericales, Theaceae. The record is from RefSeq and is a predicted model, not a curated record.